CCCCCCUCGGACCAUGUUGGAGAAGAGGGCCAGUAUGAUCAAUGAGAGCGCGGACUGCGCGUGGGAGCCGCUGUCCCGGCGGGAGAGAGUGCCUUGCGACCGCUUCAAACACGCCGCCGCCGUUCACAACGGCUUCCUGUACAUCCACGGCGGGCGGCAGGACUCCGUCCUCGGCGACUUCUGGAGGUACAACAUAGCCCUGGACCAAUGGGAGCAGCUCCCAGGCGGCCGGCAGGCUCCAGAGAAGCUGGAAGGACAUUCUAUGGUGGCCAAUCAGGAUGUCCUCUAUGUGUUCGGUGGAAUGAUGGAUUUUGCAGCCAACAGAGAGAACACCCCACUAUGGAUGUACACUUUGGACGGCAGGAAGUGGUAUGAAUUCCGGUCUCCCAGCAUUCAGGAGAGCCGGCCGUGCAACAGGAAGGGGCACAGCGCCGUGGUGUACCGGGCCGCCAUGUUCAUCUACGGGGGAUAUUUCGAUAUCGAGGGCGCUGUGGAGGAGUUCUGGGUGUUUUAUUUUGACACCAAGAAAUGGUCAGCGCUCAGCCCGCGCACACGGGGCCUCGGUCCAGGACCUCGCCAUGGCCACUCCAGUGCCACACAUAACUCUGCAAUGUACCUGUUCGGGGGAUUAAAGAAUAUGGCUGAACAAAACGACUUCUGGAGGUUUGACUUCCGCCGACACAACUGGUCCAAUAUCAAAACCAGCUCCGGUCCCCCCAAGCUGGUCGGCCAUGCCACAGCUGUCCACCAGGGCUGCCUAUGGGUCAUGGGUGGAGGACUACCAUCUCGCAGCCCCACCAGUAAUUUAUGGAAAUACGACUUCGCCUCCCGCUCCUGGAAGAGGUUUUCCCGCGGAAAGGAACGCAAUGACUGUGCCAGGAUGUACCACUGUGUGGUCCCGUUGGAUUGGCGCUCCAGGCCGAGAUCGGGAAGCUCCGAUUCUGGACUCGACAAGAGCUCAGAAGGCGAAGAACCCGACAAACUCCUUUCGUUUCACUCUUGGGGUGCCAAUAAAGUGUCCACCAUUCCUACCUCGGAUAAUAUAGAGAUGAAGCCUCUUACAGAUCGCUCGUCAUCCAGCCCUUUGUUCUGCUCCUGUUCAUCGUCCGCCGAUCACCCCGAGGAGCGCCAUCUCCUCACCACCUACGAGAAUGAAUGCUUCUCCUACUCUGGGGAGGAAACGGGUCCGGAUUAUUGCCAGACGGGCUCAGAGGGGCAGACUCUGCCAGGGAAGGAGAACGUUUUCCUGGUCAUUGGUGGGAAGCCUUUAUCGAGACACUGCGAGAUCUCUGUAUCACAUAUCCAACUGGAAUAGCAGCGCCCCUCCUCCCCCCCCCCCGAAGCCCGCAUCCUCCGGCUGGAUGUUCUGGCUGGGAGGACAUGCUGGGACCUGUAGCUGGACAGAAUGCAAAAAAGUUUUUAAAGCCACAAGUAUCUCCCUUUUUUUUUUUUUUUGCUGUUACAAUGCAUCUUAACUGCACUCAUCACUCCAAUUCUCAGUGCUACAUUGUAUCUUUUAUUUUAUUUAUUUUUUU
Molecule: messenger RNA, 1535 nt
Organism: Rana temporaria (common frog)
Lineage: Eukaryota; Metazoa; Chordata; Amphibia; Anura; Ranidae
Product: tip elongation aberrant protein 3-like
Exons: 7
Coding region: 14-1315 (433 amino acids)
Cellular component (GO): Golgi apparatus
Molecular function (GO): protein binding
Source: RefSeq, a predicted model, not a curated record